ACAAAAACAUGGUAUUCAGUAUUCACAUUCUCCCUAUAUGACAUCGACAUAGGUGCCUGCCGUCCUUGAUUCUUUCCAUCCCAAUUCUCCCAAGUGCCAUUUUGAAGGAAAGAAAGAGGAAAAAUGAACAAGCCUCUACGUUUUCUGCUCCAGUUUGCCUUCAUCUUUAUCCUCUCAGAAGCCAAAUCUUCCUGGCUACAGCCCCAAGCUGCGGCAGAAUCCUUCAAUAUCAGCUAUAUCCAGAGUGCGGCGAGCUGUUCUUACACGGCUGUUAUAACAACAAGCUGUUCCUCAACAAGGCACACCCGAGAUCAGAUCAGUAUCUCUUUUGGCGACGCUUAUGGCAAUCAGAUUUAUGCACCGAGGCUGGACGAUCCAUCGUCGAGGGCAUUUGAACGGUGUUCAUCGGAUACAUAUCAGAUAAACGGACCUUGUGCCUACCAGAUCUGUUAUGUGUAUCUGUAUCGUACAGGACCAGAUGGUUGGAAACCUAAGAGUGUGAAAAUCUAUGGCUAUAACAGCAGAGCUGUUACAUUUUACUAUGAUGUCUUUAUCCCAAGUGAUAUCUGGUAUGGAUUUAAUCUGUGUCAGAGUGCUUCUUCCUCAGGUCACCAUUCUGGUUGGAAAUGGUUCAUGUUUGUUGUACUAGGGCUUACUGUUGGUGCUCUGAUGUGAGUGUUUAUCUACCAUUUGCUUUUACAUCUCUUAUUACGUCUUCCUUGGUAAAAGUGUGUAACCUGUUAUACUUGUUUAUUGACAUCGAUAGCAAUGAUUGAAUUCCAGAACACAGCAUGUGAAUUUUAAAUGA
Molecule: messenger RNA, 808 nt
Organism: Juglans microcarpa x Juglans regia
Lineage: Eukaryota; Viridiplantae; Streptophyta; Magnoliopsida; Fagales; Juglandaceae
Product: embryo-specific protein ATS3B
Exons: 3
Coding region: 124-675 (183 amino acids)
Molecular function (GO): protein binding
Source: RefSeq, a predicted model, not a curated record